Aspergillus oryzae RIB40 is the source of this 1599-nucleotide messenger RNA. Its product is annotated as cytochrome P450. Lineage: Eukaryota; Fungi; Ascomycota; Eurotiomycetes; Eurotiales; Aspergillaceae. The transcript has 6 exons. Bases 1 to 1599 code for a protein of 532 amino acids. The record is from RefSeq and is a predicted model, not a curated record. Gene Ontology annotation, molecular function: oxidoreductase activity, acting on paired donors, with incorporation or reduction of molecular oxygen, reduced flavin or flavoprotein as one donor, and incorporation of one atom of oxygen; heme binding; iron ion binding.
AUGCUAACCCUUUCUUUCUCUGCGUUGCUCGGCAUUGCAUUAGCCUGGGCUAUCCAUCGCCUUGCUUGGAAAUAUUCCCGACUAAAGGCUAUCUGUGUAAAGCGUGAUAACAAACUUGCCACUCAGUAUGGCUGUGAGCAGCCGCCGCGACUAAGGAAUUGGUGGCCACUGGGCAUCGAUCGCUUGAUCCAAAUAUGGACGGCGGAUUCCGAGCAACGCCUAAUGGACCUCUUUACAUUUCCCUUCAAGGACGUUGGCUAUACAUUAGAACAGAAGUUCCUCGGAACCAUAGCAUUCGGAACCAUUGACCCUGAGAAUCUAGAGGCAAUCAUGACCAAUAUUAAUGUUUUCAGCUUUGGGCUGCGCCGGCACAUCCUUUUUCCGCUGCUAGGGGAUGGUAUAUUUACUCAGGAGGGGAAGUCAUGGAGGCAUUCGCGGGAACUCCUCCGUCCACAGUUCACGAGACAACAUUAUCGAGAUCUGAACAUCUUUCGGCCUCAUGUUGAUAGGCUACUUCACUACCUGACUGGCAAUGGAGCAGCUACAGACCUUCAGCCCUUGUUCUUUCGCUUAACCUUGGACACAACGACUGAAUACCUCUUCGGCAAAUCAGUCAAUAGUCUUAUGCCCGGAGAGGCUACCAAAGGUCAAAGCUUCGCUAACCACUUUGACAUGGCUCAGAACUACGUUGUCCAGCGCUUUCGACUAUUGGAUCUGUAUUGGCUGAUAGGUGGACCGAAGUUCUGGCGAUCAUGCAGCGCAGUACAUAGGUUCAUUGACGAAAUCAUUGACACGCGCAUGGAUUCUAAAGAGAAAGAUAAAGACUGCAAUUCGAAAUCUAUAUUCUUUGACGCUGUCGCACGGGAUUCAAGGACUAGGAGGGAUCUCCGGGAUCAGCUCACUAAUGUGCUUCUAGCUGGUAGAGAUACCACGGCAUGUCUAUUGAGUUGGACAUUUCAUUGCCUGGCGCGGCAUCCUGAUGUCUUAGGCCGUUUAAACGUUGAAAUAGCCUCCGUGGUUGGCACUAAUACCGAUCUCACCCGAGACGAUUUCAAGCGAAUGCCAUACCUUGACCAAGUCCUGAGAGAGGUUCUGAGGCUCUAUCCACCCGUUCCAGUAAAUACUAGAACUGCCCAUAAAACGACGAUCCUUCCUACAGGUGGGGGAAAAGACGGAACGAAACCAUUCAUGGUUCGCGAAGGAGAAAACGUGGCCUUCUGUGUCUAUGCCAUGCAUCGUCGUGAGGAUCUGUAUGGUCCUGAUGCUGGCCAAUUCCGUCCGGAGAGGUGGGAUGAGGAUCUACCAUUGUUCCAGAAUGAAAGGACAGCGACAUGGGGCUAUCUCCCAUUUAAUGGUGGGCCCCGCGCUUGCUUAGGUCAGGAUUUUGGAUUUGUUGAAGCUGCCUAUACCGUGGUACGAAUACUACAGAAAUACCCGAUUGUGAAGCCAGAUAUGUAUAAAGGGGAUAUACAGGGGCGAAAGUGGCUGGGAUGGUCGUCGCAUCAGCCAGAGGGCAUUGAGAUGGUCACCGAGGAGAGACAGAAAAUGACAAUAGUGCUUUCAUUAGGGGAUGGGUGUCGGGUGACACUAGGUCGAUAA